This is a messenger RNA of Nicotiana tabacum (common tobacco), 2769 nucleotides long. Lineage: Eukaryota; Viridiplantae; Streptophyta; Magnoliopsida; Solanales; Solanaceae. The record is from RefSeq and is a predicted model, not a curated record.
UCUAAAGAUAAAGGGCAUGGAAUAUGAAUAUAUAGAAGAAGAUCGAGAUAACAAGAGCUCUCUACCUCUUCAAUCCAAUCCUGUUCAUAAAAACGUCCCUGUUCUCAUUCACAAUGGAAAACCCAUUGUUGAGUCUAUGGUCGAGCUUUAGCUCGUUUGUGGGCUAAGUUCCUUGAAGAUAAGGCUAUUAAACAUGGUUACGAUUGACUUGAUCUUUUACUAUGGUGGUAACUGGAUGAGGGAGCCACAACUUGUAUAUUCAAGAAAGCUUACUCACACUUGGAAAGGUUAUGAUGUUGAUCUCUUAUCUUUUAUAGAUAUGGUUAAUGAAUACAUGAACAAGUUAGGGUAUGUUGGAGUUAAACAAUUGAUAGUGAUUGGCCCUUCUGUGAAAUAUUAUGAAAUAUUAGGAGAUGAGGGUAAUAGGACAUUAUUACUACUUGUGAAUGACCAGUUUAAUGUUAUUAACCUGUUUUCUGUAGAGGACAAUGAAUUAUCUGUUGAUGUUCAAAAUAUAGUGCAACACACUGAGUCAUACUUAGUAGUAGAUGAAGCAGCUAGUGAUUGCAACUCAAAUGGUAGUAAUUCUAACAGUGAAGAUGACACAGAUGAUAGUGACUGUAAUAGUGAAGAUGCUUCAGGUUAUGAUUCUGAUAGGUUGGAGGCAUUAGCAAAAGAAAGAAAGAGGGUAAUUGCUGAUAGGUUGGUUGAUUACAAGGACAUAGACAUGUCCAUGACAUUCAAAGAUAUACCUGAAGCUAGGAAAUUCAUGAACUUGUAUGCCCUUGCCAAUGGUUAUGAUUAAACACUAAUUAAAAGUGACACAAUAAGGGUCAGAUAUGUGUGCGAGGAUGAUGAAUUCCCUUUUUUGUCUGCCUAAUUUCCAAAGAUAAGAGGAAUAUAGGUGUUAAGGUCAAGACACUAGAAGCUAAACAUGAGUGUAAUCAUGCUUUUGAUAACCAGAGGGUUGAUGCUACCACCAUUGCACAUUAUUUCAAGAGGAAGUUGCAGGAAUCCCCAAAAUAUAAGAUUAAAGAGAUGAAAGCAGAUAUAAAAACAACUUUUAACAUCAAUGUUUCAUUUUCAAAGUGCAAGAGAUCCAAAAAAUGAUAUUGGAGAAUCUGGAAGGUAGCUUUAUACUGAUGAAUAUAACAAACUUGAUGCCUAUGCCAAUGCCUGGAGGCCGAGUAAUGUAGGAAGUGAUAUCAUUAUUAAUAUUUCAAAAGAUGCCGUUGCUGAAGGAAGAUUUUUGAGGAUGUAUAUUUGCUUUGACGCAAUGAAGAAGGGGUUUAAGGGAGGGUUAAGACCUUUCAUUGGCUUGGAUGGGACCUUUUUAAAAGGAAAAGCCAAAGGUCAACUCUUAGUAGCUGUAGCUCAAGAUGCUAUGAACCACUUUUAUCCACUUGCUUGGGCUGUUGUAGACAAGGAAACAAAAGUCACCUUGAAUUGGUUCUUGAGUUUGCUUCAGAAGUCUUUAGACCUCAACAAUAGAGGGAGUCAAAUUUAUAUCAGACAUGCAAAAGGGUCUACUUGAUGCUGUCCAAUCUAUCUUAUCUGAGGCCCACCAUAGAUAUUGCGUGAGACACAUAGUAUCCAAUUGGAGCAAAAAAGGACAUGGGUCUGGAGAAAUGACAAAGCUGGUUUGGUGGUGUGCAUGGAGCAGUUAUCAUGAGGAAUUAAAUGAUCAUUUGAAGACAUUGGGAGAGAUGUCUGAGAAAGGGGUGAAGGAUUUACUGCACUAUCCAGUCAAAUGUUGGUGCAUGGCUUACUUUGAUACAGUGUGCAAGAAAGCAAGAACCAGAAGGUAGAAAAUAACCUAACUGAGUCCUUCAACUCUUGGAUCUUGGAUGCUAGACACCAGCCAAUAAUUGGGAUGCUUGAGGAAAUACGAAUAAAGGUGAUGAAUAUGUUGAGUAAAAAUGAAUCUGAUGUAAUGACAUGGCCUACUCAAUGGAGUCCACAAGCAAUGAAGUUAUACAAUGAAUACUUGCGGAUUACUCACAAGUGUACAGUUGGUUUCAAUGAAUGUAGAAUAUGGACAGUCAUCUAUGGGUGAACAACAGAAGAAGAAAAAGCAGUCAAACAAGGGAAGACAACUAAUGAAGAGGCAAAGAACAUUUCCUGAUGAAGAUGAAGGCGAAGAAGUUCCCAGAUCCCCAACUGCAGCAACAAUCGGAGAACUACCAUUGUCAGCACCACAGUCCAGUCAAAUUAGUCAAGCAAGUGAAGCUAGACAAUUUAUUUUUAUGCCAACACCAAAGGUGCAUAUGCAGCAGUCCAACAACAAUGAAGAUCCUGAUUUUGAGAUUCCAGGCUUUGAAUUUGAAGAAGACCCAGCUAUAAGGCCUAGAAGUGUUUCAGAGGUAAAUUCUAGACUCCAACAGAGGCAGAAAGAACUAAUAUCAAGUGGAAAAAGAAUAAUUAACUUUGUUGGUGAUUCUGCUACAUCUAGCAAGCAGUUGGAGAAACAAAAAAUGGACAAGCUAAACGCAAGAAAGGGCAAUGGAAAAGCACAACAGUGAAGCUGUUUAUUUUUGGUGUUACCUGGAAGCUAUAAUGAAUGAUGGUGGCAGUAGGAUUAGUAAAAGCUUUAGUUUUUGUUCUUAGUUGUUCAUGGGGCAUUAGGAUGUCUUGUUAUAAUAUGGCAUCCCUUUGUCUAAUGUAAUGCACACUUUGAUAGUUGGUUUAUGUGUUGGUAACAACUUAUAUGUAUCGUUGAUCGUACUUGUGUUUGGUUAAUAUAUCUUACUAUGCAUGGUUCUUGCCUUC